CACUGCCGGCUCAGCUGCGCGGGCUUUGAUGUUAGUUAUGAUUAUUUGCUGUGCAAAAGAUGAAUGAAAAUGAGCCGGAAACGGAAAUUCCUCCUACAAGUGCAGCUUCGGGACAAAUACAGGCUAUAGCCAAGGAUACAGUACACAAGAUCUGCUCGGGACAGGUGGUGCUUAGCUUGGCGGUGGCUGUAAAGGAGCUGGUUGAGAAUUCAAUUGAUGCAGGUGCCACACUGGUCGAGAUUAAGCUCAAGGACCAAGGACUGCAGGGCGUAGAUGUCUCCGACAAUGGCUGCGGCGUCGAGGAGUCCAAUUUGGAGGGCAUGACUGCCAAGUAUCAUACCUCGAAGAUACGGGAGUUUGUGGAUCUGCUGGGCGUGGAGACGUUUGGCUUUCGUGGCGAAGCUUUGAGCUCGCUUUGUGCCCUCUCCGACAUGACAAUUGUGACGCGUCACAAAUCCACGGAUGUGGCUCUCAAAAUCGAACUUGAUCACGAGGGCAAGAUCAAGAAACGUUCGCCUUGCGCCCGCGGGGUCGGCACCACGGUUUCCUUGGGUAAUCUCUUUGCUACGCUGCCCGUGCGGCGUCGCGACUUUACGCGCAACAUCAAGAAGGAGUUCACCAAGAUGUGCCACAUACUGCAAGCCUAUUGCCUGGUCACCAAAGGUGUGCGGCUCAUCUGCAGCAAUCAGACGCCCAAAGGUGCAAAGUCCAUUGUCCUGCAAACCCACGGCGCACAAGAUGAGCUGGCCAACAUUUCAGCGGUGUUUGGUGCCAAGCAAGUGGCGGAUUUGGUGCCGCUUAAAUCCCCCUUCGAGUCGGGUCAACUGAGUGAGGAAGGAUUGCGUGCUGAGCUACAAUCGGCGAGCGAAGCAGCUGACACAACUUGCACACAGUUUAGUGCCGAGGAUGUGGAGCGUUUGAAUCAAGCAGACUUUCAACUGGAAGGCUACAUUUCCAGCUGUCGUCAUGGCGCUGGUCGAUCCACCCGAGAUCGGCAGUUCUUCUAUGUGAAUAGCCGACCCUGUGAUCCAAAAAAUAUUGCCAAAGUAAUGAACGAUGUGUACCAUCGCUACAAUGGACAGCAGCAGCCUUUCAUCUACCUCAAUAUAGUGACAUCUCGUGCAGAUGUGGACGUGAAUCUCACGCCCGACAAGCGCCAAUUGCUGCUCAACAAUGAGAAGAUUCUGCUGCUGGCGCUGAAGAAGUCGCUGCUCGACACCUUUGGCAACUUACCCUCCACAUUCCAAAUGCAAAACGUGUCCAUAGUCAGCAUGUUGGAGCCAAAAGUUAAAGUGGAGGAGACAACAGCGAUUACUGCAGAUUUGGAUGAGGAUGAUGUGCCUGUCAGCUCCUCACAGCGUUUCAUGGACGUGUUGACGCAAUGGCGACGCACAGGUGACACCAGAGGAAAUGCUCCAACAGCGCCAGCAAAGCGACGCUGCGAAGAAACUGAGGAGAUCAAAACACGCGCCAUGAAAAUGCAAAAGAUUCAAGAUUUCCUUACUCAAAAAGAGUCGACAAAAGAAGCGGAAAUAGAUGAAGAGGAAACUACGAAACAAGAGAAAAGCGAGAGCAGCCCCGACAGCAGCUUGGUCAAUUUAAAGCAGCUCGAAGAGGAGUCAAAAGCUUUUGAUGGAAUGAUUGAAGCAAAAGUGCCGCGCAUUGAUUGCAGAGCAUUGACGCCUCUUAAGCCGUGCCAGAUUAUGUCGCCAAAAGAAGCGGAAAUAGACGAAGAGGAAACUACGAAGCGAGAGAAAUAUGGGAGCAGCCCCGACAGCAGCUUGGUCAAUUUAAAGCAGCUCGAAGAGGAGUCAAAAGCUUAUGAUGGAAUGAUUGGAGCAAAAGUGCCCCGCAUUGAUUGCAGACCAUUGACGCCUCUUAAACCACGCCAGAUUAUGCCGCAGCUAAAGCCAAGGAUUAUUCACGUGGAGAGCAAACCAGCAAAGGAAGCAGAAGAGGAAACUGAGGAAGAAACUGAACCAACCGAAGAAAAUGAUGAUGAUCAUAUCGAAAUGCCAACACGCAUUGAAUACGAUGGCGACGAUAACGAUGCAGAAAUGGAUGCUCCAUCCAACGUAGCCAGCGGCGAAAUGCGCACUUCCUUGGAUCAAAUAAAAGCCAGCUUGCAGGCACAGGAACAGCAGCACACCGAGCGCAAACUUCGCGCUAAGCUGCAGCGAUUACGCUUCAAAAGUCAAAUCAAUCCCAGCCAGAAUCAGAACGCUGAAGCGGAACUGCAGAAGGAAAUAACAAAAGCGGACUUUGCACGCAUGCAAAUCAUAGGACAAUUUAAUCUGGGUUUCAUCAUUGUCAAGCUGGAGGAUGAUCUGUUUAUUGUAGAUCAACAUGCAGCAGAUGAAAAGUACAAUUUCGAGACGUUGCAACGAAGCACGCAGCUGGAGCAUCAACGUCUCACAGUGCCGCAAACACUUGAGCUAACGGCAGUCAAUGAGAUGGUGCUGCUGGAUCACUUGCCGGCCUUCGAAAAGAAUGGUUUCCGAUUCGAAAUCAAUAAUGAAGCUCCUGCCACGAAAAAAGUGCGUUUGUUGGGCAAACCCUUCAGCAAGAACUGGGAGUUUGGCAAAGAGGACAUCGAUGAGCUGAUCUUUAUGCUGCAGGAUGCACCCGAGGGCACCAUCUGUCGUCCAUCACGCAUACGCGCCAUGUUCGCUUCACGCGCUUGCCGCAAGUCUGUUAUGAUUGGCAAGGCAUUAAAUAGAGGCACCACAAUGAGACGCCUCAUCACCCAAAUGGGCGAAAUCGAGCAGCCUUGGAAUUGCCCGCAUGGACGGCCUACCAUGCGUCAUCUAAUCAAUAUCACGAUGCUGCUGGAUGCGGAGGCGGACGACAAUGAUAAUGAUGGGAAUGUCAACGAAUGUGAAACCCCGGCAGCUGUGGAAUCCACAUUCAAACAGAAGUCAUAAUAAAAGACAUUUGAUAAAGGAUUAAGGUUUAUUAUACUCUCUCGUUGUGGUCUAAUGAAUUAUCAAAUUGUCGUAGUUG
Molecule: messenger RNA, 3003 nt
Organism: Drosophila albomicans
Lineage: Eukaryota; Metazoa; Arthropoda; Insecta; Diptera; Drosophilidae
Gene: Pms2
Product: mismatch repair endonuclease PMS2
Exons: 9
Coding region: 60-2924 (954 amino acids)
Biological process (GO): mismatch repair
Cellular component (GO): MutLalpha complex
Molecular function (GO): ATP binding; mismatched DNA binding; ATP-dependent DNA damage sensor activity
Source: RefSeq, a predicted model, not a curated record